GUUGCAGUACAAUCUUUAGUUAGCAGCAAGCCUUUUAUGAGUAUUCAGAAUGUUUCAUACUUUAUAGUGGUGCAGUGAUGUGCUCUUCUGAUUUGUGUUUGAGUAAAUUGGCAAGAGAUUUGUGAGUGAGAUUGUGACUUCGAAGUGCUAUUGGUGACAGCUUGCUAGGCGCAAAUUGUUACCAGGACUGUCAACGAACACAAACUUCAUAUAGUGAAGUGGAGUGUCAAGUGAGAAGUGAGACUGAAACAAUUAUAAUUAUAAAAUAAUCUUCAUAUAAUUUCAAAGUUCUGUGACUAAAAUAAUAUAGCAAAAAUGACCGGUUUCGUGAAAAUUGCCAUAGACGAUUAUUACUCCGACAGCAAUUGGACGACGAUAAUAAACAAGUAUUGGAUGCUUGCUGAAAGGGUUUCAGACCCUCGCGUCCAAGGAUGGUUCCUCUUCGACACGCCACUGCCCACGGUGGCCAUGGUAUGCGUGUAUCUCGCAUUCGUCAUGGUAGCAGGACCACUGUGGAUGGCGAACAGGAAACCCUUCCAGAUACAGAAUACUUUGGUCGCGUAUAACGCGCUUCAAGUGUUGCUGUCUUCUUAUAUGUUUUAUGAGCACCUGAUGUCAGGCUGGUGGGCGGACUACAGCUUAUCAUGUCAACCUGUGGACUACAGCGACAGUGAGAAAGCGAGACGGAUGUUACAUCUAUGUUGGGUGUACUACUUCUCGAAGCUGUCAGAGUUCGCUGACACGGUGUUCUUCGUGCUCCGCAAGAAGAAGAGUCAGAUCACCUGGCUGCAUCUGUACCAUCACUCCCUGACACCUUUCGAGGCGUGGCUGCUUGUCAAGUUCAUUGCCGGUGGUCAUGGAACAUUCUCGAACAUCGUGAACAACUUGGUGCAUGUGAUCAUGUACAGCUACUACAUGCUGGCUGCUAUGGGACCGCAGUACCAGAAGUAUCUGUGGUGGAAGAAACACCUUACUACUCUGCAACUAGUCCAAUUCUUCAUGGUGCUCUUCCACUCCAUGAGCGCUUUGGUAUACGACUGUGGUUAUCCAAAAUUCAUUGCCGCUGGCCUGAUCCUGCAUUCGACGAUCUUCAUAGUUCUGUUCAUGAACUUCUACAUGCAAGCCUACAAGAAAGACAAGCCAAAGAAGAAACAAGCUCUAUCAGUUGCUGCAAAUAACAACAACAACGACGAAACUCAUCUACCCAACGGAAUGGUCAAAAGUGAUACCAAUGGCCAUAUCAAAAAUGGUACAGUAAAUGGACACCUUAAAAAUGGACUGAAUGGACACAUCAAAAACGGUGAUCUAAACGGACAUGUCAGAAAUGGUGACUUAAACGAACAUAUCCACACAGAAAUCAAUGGUUACAUCAAAAACGGUAACAUCAAUGGAUUUGUCCAAAACGGAAACCUUAAUGGACAUGUAAAAAAUGGAGAACUCAAUGGUUAUCUAAAACAUGAACUUAAUGGACACGUUAAAACCAACGGCCAUUUGCAAAACGGUUACACGAACGGUCACGUGAUACACGACAUCACAGAUAAAGAAAAAGUGCAAUAGCCUAUACUUUAUAGUUAGGUUAGAUUGUAUACUUUUUAUAAAUUCAAUUUGUAUGGAGAGUCAGAGAUACUUGAGUUUUUGUCGGUCCCUUCUUGUAAUACAAAAAAGUAACUCGAUGAUGAUAGAAAGUGUAAUUUCUUUGAGUUAGCGCGGCGUGAAGCUUUCGACCACUCGACCAGCUGACUUAGCAACACGUCUUUAAGAUGUGGUCGCCUUUUUGUACACUUAUUGAGGAAAACGAAACGCAAAUUCAACCACACUCAUUUGUUUUGUCGGUUUACGAACACUCAAUCGUAUCUCAGACUCUUUGAAUUUAAUGUACAGUUAGAUCCAGUGUAUAAAUAGAUAUUUCUUGUGAGCUAACUUUUCCUUUAAAAUGGUGCGUCUACAAUUUUCUUAUAAUUUAACAAAAUUAUUUUGGCAUCUCAAAUUCCGAAAUCAACAUUUAUGAAAAAUACCUUUUUUGUACCUGUUUUUUAUAUUUCUUUUUAAACAGUUUAAUGUUAAAACUACCUCAUGAGUGGACUUAAUCAUAUUUUACUUAUAAGUGUUUUAGCCUCAAGAUUGUAAAAUAAAAAAUCCGCAAAAUGAGGCCAGUGGCACACAGGGAGAAUUUAAUUUUGUCUCACUUUUUUUACUUUUAAUGAAAUUUUUGCUCACUAAAAUACUUUUUUACCAAAAGACUUGUCUUUAGAAGUCAUUAAUUCCAUUACUUCCGUCCAUACUAAGCUUUAUUAGUUAUAAGUAAUAAUAACUGUAAAUAAAGAUUAAAUUAUUUUUUUGUUUAUGAAAGUACAAGCAAUCAUUAAGGUACGAUGUGCUUUUCAAACUGUCAUAAAAACAGAUAUUUUUGAUGAUUAUUUUCGAAAUUUUUGUCAUGUUUUUUUUUUCUGCGAAAGUAAAAUAAAAUCAAGUACACUGAUUUCUAAAAUAAGUAUUACUAAAUAAUGUAAAUAUAAUUAAAUUGAUUGAGAUUAAUAUCAACUUACGUGUAAUGGGAGUGAUUUGAUUAUUUUUACAAAAUAAUUAUACAAUUUUUGUAUUUUAUCGUCUCGGUGGGUGAAUGGGAUUUUAAUCCCAAAGAUAUUUUAUAUUGCUAUUAAACUAAGGAAACCAGUCAGUUUUAGCGAAAUUUUAAUUUUAGUAUAAAUAGGUGUUUUAUAAAGACAUAGACUUAAUUAUUGUAAGUGAUAUGUGGUUAAACCUGUAUACCCUUUUAUACGAUAAGUUUCAAAAAUAAAAUAUUUGAAAUUUUUA
Molecule: messenger RNA, 2814 nt
Organism: Helicoverpa zea (corn earworm)
Lineage: Eukaryota; Metazoa; Arthropoda; Insecta; Lepidoptera; Noctuidae
Product: elongation of very long chain fatty acids protein 7-like
Exons: 8
Coding region: 316-1557 (413 amino acids)
Biological process (GO): fatty acid elongation, polyunsaturated fatty acid; very long-chain fatty acid biosynthetic process; fatty acid elongation, monounsaturated fatty acid
Cellular component (GO): endoplasmic reticulum membrane
Molecular function (GO): fatty acid elongase activity
Source: RefSeq, a predicted model, not a curated record